This is a messenger RNA of Triticum turgidum subsp. durum (durum wheat), 429 nucleotides long. NCBI's taxonomy places the organism in Eukaryota, Viridiplantae, Streptophyta, Magnoliopsida, Poales, Poaceae. The record is from the annotation of a GenBank genome assembly.
AUGGCAGCGCCUAGGGCAUCUUGGGACCAUGCAUAUGAGAAAGGUCUUGUUGAUAUAAUGCUUGACCACAACAAUCCCAUUUAUCGAGGUCAAAAUGGGUGGACUGCUGAAGGGUGGACUAGAAUUACAAAUACACUCAAUCAGAAAUUUCCACUAGCUCAUUUCACCAAGCAACAAAUCCAAGAGAAGGAUAAGGAUUUAAAAGGAAAUUAUAAGGUAGUGAGAGACUCUCGGAAACAAAGUGGCACGGGAUGGGAUGAUACACUUUGCAUUAUCAUCGCUGAACCUAUAAUAUGGGAUAAACUUAUCAAGGAUAAUCUAAGGGUAAAGAAGUUCCGUUCAAAACCAUUCAUGCUCUUCAAGUCAUUGGCUACACUACAUGAAGGUGUGUUUCCUGUAUCAUGUAUUUCCGUCGACCCUACAUAUUAA